GGAGGUGGGCGGCCGGAUCCGCUCACUCGGGCUUGCGCCCCAGGUGCCUCGGGACCCUCCGCCUGAGGCCCCGCCAUGGCGCAGCAGAGAGCCCUGCCGCAGAGCAAGGAGACGCUGCUGCAGUCCUACAACAAGCGGCUCAAGGACGACAUCAAGUCCGUCAUGGACAACUUCACCGAGAUCAUCAAGACCGCCAAGAUUGAAGAGGAGACGCAGGUGUCCAGGGCCACCCAGGGUGAGCAGGACAAUUACGAGAUGCACGUGCGAGCCGCCAACAUCGUCCGAGCCGGCGAGUCCCUGAUGAAGCUGGUGUCCGACCUCAAGCAGUUCCUCAUCCUCAACGACUUCCCGUCGGUGAACGAGGCCAUCGACCAGCGCAACCAGCAGCUGCGCGCGCUGCAGGACGAGUGUGACCGCAAGCUGGUGGCCCUGCGGGACGAGGUCUCCAUCGACCUGUACGAGCUGGAGGAGGAGUAUUACUCGUCCAGCUCAAGUCUUUGCGAAGCUAAUGACCUGCCUCUGUGCGAAGCUUAUUGGAGGCUGGACCUCGACUCAGACUCAGCCGAUGGCCUCUCGGCCCCUCUGCUGGUGUCCCCGGAGCCCAGUGUGGGUCCCCUGCAGGCCGCGGCCCCUGCCCACCCCCACGCCGGCGGCCCCGGCCCCGCAGAGCAUACCUGAGCCCCCGGGGCUCCCUCUGGCCUGUCGGGUCCUAGGAAAGCCGGUGCUCUCCGCUGGGCCCCCACAGCCUGGCUCCUCUUGAGCCCCCACGGGCAGCUCAGGGAGCGGCCACCCAGGAUUGUUGGGGACAAGCUUCCCCAACCUUGUUACAUUCCUGGCCAGCUGGGUGGAAGCUUCCAGCAGUUUGCCCCCUGGAGGACCUCUCGGCACAGGGAGGAUGCCCAGCGUUCUCCCGACCCAGUGUGCUGUUUGAAGUCGGGAGGCAGCAUGGGGGCGGGACUCAAUGGAUCCUGCGAGCUGCGUCCAGACGCACCCUCAGGCCGGGCUCACGAGUGCCGGGGUGCGUGCACCCACAGGAGUAGGGGUCCUCCCGACGCCACUGCCCCCCUUCUGGCGGCCUUUGUGUUACCUGUUGAAUAAAAUGAAUAAAAUCGGCA
Messenger RNA from Condylura cristata (star-nosed mole), 1115 nucleotides. It is a transcript of the gene MED22, whose product is annotated as mediator complex subunit 22. Gene Ontology annotation, cellular component: mediator complex. The record is from RefSeq and is a predicted model, not a curated record. The coding region runs from base 76 to 678 and encodes 200 amino acids. The transcript has 4 exons. Gene Ontology annotation, molecular function: transcription coregulator activity. Gene Ontology annotation, biological process: regulation of transcription by RNA polymerase II. Lineage: Eukaryota; Metazoa; Chordata; Mammalia; Eulipotyphla; Talpidae.